This is a messenger RNA of Homo sapiens (human), 2020 nucleotides long. RefSeq names its product replication protein A3 (gene RPA3). Gene Ontology annotation, molecular function: DNA binding. NCBI's taxonomy places the organism in Eukaryota, Metazoa, Chordata, Mammalia, Primates, Hominidae. Gene Ontology annotation, biological process: DNA replication; DNA repair; DNA recombination. Gene Ontology annotation, cellular component: nucleus; nucleoplasm. The record is from RefSeq and is marked validated. Bases 1173 to 1538 code for a protein of 121 amino acids. The transcript has 8 exons.
AAGCUACUCAGAUAAGAGGCUCCAAGAGGACAUUUUUGGAUGUGAAAAACAAUGAGAAGGAGGACAACACACAUUUACAAUCGUCUUAAUUUUGUACUCAGAAAAAGGAUGUGAAGACAAUGCACAGGGAAUACAAUAGUUUCAGAUCUGUGUACAGUUUCCUUUUGCUUCAUCUCCUGCAACAAUGUAAUGAAGACACCAUGAUAUCAUUAACAUUUCACACAAAAGGAAAAUGAGGCUGAAAUGGUGUGGGCAAGGCCCAGGAAUCUGGAGCAUCCCUAACCAAGCAGGAGAGCACCUGGGAUAGAGAAAGUGCUCAAGAAUGUUCACUUACUGAUUACUACAAUCAAAAAAAGAUACGACACUAAUUUACCACAUUCUUCUUACUUAUUUUAUGAGAUACUAUUCUUCCAAGGUGGAGAAAGUGGAGAAAGUAGAGUGACGCAGCUAAGGGAGUAAAUCGACCCUCAGCCAACAAGUGGCAAAAGCCUGAAGAAAGUGAUCAAGAUCACUGAUGACCCCGCUGCCCAUCUCCAAGGGGGCGGGUAUCACAACCCCGACGCCACACCACGUAUCAUUCCGCAAAACUCCCGCGCCUCCCACGCAGAACUGGCAAGAGGGAAGGCGAGACAGCAGUGAACAGCUGGUACGCAGCACCCACAGCACCGCGGCAGCAGCUAGUGCCGACUCCCGCCUAGCUCUUUUGACUCUGUUCGCGGGAAGAAUGGGGAAACAGUAAGGUUGCGGCGCCUCCCGCGAGACGAGGUACCUGAGGCUGGCCCCGCAGUCCCCCGCCGCACCAGCACCGGAGCUUCACACCCCACUUCCGGGGUCAAGUCACCGCCGGGAAUCCUGUGAUCGCAGAAAGGUAGUCUCAGGUUCCGCCCCUAUCCAAGUCCCGCCUCCACUGCCUCUCGCCCUGUAUCUGUCAACUUCCGGGACGCCGCGCGUCACUAAGCAGCCAAUCUCCACUUCCGGACUCAUCCAGCCCCUUCUCCACCCCUUUCAGAGACAGCGCGAUUGCGAUUUAGGUUUCCGCGCAUUUAAUUGGCGAAGCUGGAGCGCUAGUCUUCGCUGAUUGGUGCCGAGAAAUCUGCCCCAUAGACACCCGCGGGGCGCACAGUUUCAGUCGUCCGUGGGUUUCCCGCCAGCCGCAGUCUUGGACCAUAAUCAUGGUGGACAUGAUGGACUUGCCCAGGUCGCGCAUCAACGCCGGCAUGCUAGCUCAAUUCAUCGACAAGCCUGUCUGCUUCGUAGGGAGGCUGGAAAAGAUUCAUCCCACCGGAAAAAUGUUUAUUCUUUCAGAUGGAGAAGGAAAAAAUGGAACCAUCGAGUUGAUGGAACCCCUUGAUGAAGAAAUCUCUGGAAUUGUGGAAGUGGUUGGAAGAGUAACCGCCAAGGCCACCAUCUUGUGUACAUCUUAUGUCCAGUUUAAAGAAGAUAGCCAUCCUUUUGAUCUUGGACUUUACAAUGAAGCUGUGAAAAUUAUCCAUGACUUCCCUCAGUUUUAUCCUUUAGGGAUUGUGCAACAUGAUUGAUCUUGAUGGAUUUUCAUACGAUUGUAAAUGAGCUAUAUUAAAGUCUAUUAAAGGAAGCCCUUCUUGUUUGAGGGAGAGAUUUCUGUGCUUUCUCAUAUUUAAUUUGCUGUUUUUAAGAUAUUCCAACCUAGAGUUUUUGAUGGAACUGAUAUAUUGACAGUUCUCACCGAAGUCCUUUUAUAAAGAAUUGCUACUCCAAUAUAUGGUCAGAUUAGAUGCAAGAAUAAAGCAGUUGUCCGAGUCUAAGUUUCUAUUUUAUUAAUAAAAACUAAAAUGGUACGUACUAUCGGUCAUUUCAUUUUCAUUCUUUUAAUCAUGUAUUCAAGCACAAACUUGAAAUUUCAUAGCCAUAAGGUCAAGAUUUAGACCUACCAAAUAAAACCUUGGGCCAGCUGUGUUAAGGAUUUGCUCACCUUUUCCCAAACUAUACCUUGAUAAUUAUUUCCUUGAUACCCUACUUACAAAAUGAAGUAGAUGACAUU